CAUACUCAGUUGAGUAGUCAGUCACACACAGGUACACAGAAGAGACUGGAUAAGAGACUGUGAGCAGAAGAUAUACAAGACGACAGAACAGAUACUGGUUUUGGAAAGACACUCAAGCUUAAGGAGGGCACAGACAACCUGCCUUAUGUGUGGCUCCUCAAGGCUUCACAGCCACCUCCUAGCGCAACGCCAACAUGUUAACCUCUGAAAAAUCACCGCAAAACACAGGGGUCAUCACUGCGACGGUUCAAGAAACACAAGAUGUAGACAUGACGGUGUGGAGAGAAGCUGAUUUUGAAGAGAAGUGCACUUAUAUUGUGAUGGACCAACUUGUGGAAGAAGACUUGGAAAACCAGAACACCAGGACAAGAGCUGAGAGAUCCUUACCCAGAAACCUGGCCCUGAAAUGCUGCCAAAAUUCAGCAGAGGUGCUUGGGGUGACCAGUAAGGAGCUGAUUCCUAAGGGGACACGUUUUGGCCCUCUGGUGGGAGAAAGCUACACCAAUGAAACUUUGCCGAAAGAUGCUGACAGAAAAUAUUUUUGGAGGGUCUUCUCAGAGGGGUGUUUACACCACAUAUUAGAUGGUUUAAAUGAGGAGAAGAGCAACUGGAUGCGAUACGUCAACCCAGCCCGUGCUACAGAUGAGCAGAACCUGGUAGCCUGCCAAAGUGGCCUGGAUAUCUUCUUCUACACCAUAAAACCACUUCAGCCUGGCCAGGAGCUUUUGGUGUGGUACUGCUCUGAAUUUGCCCAACGCUGUAACUACCCUCCACUGGGGCACCUAGCUGCUGACAGUGUUGAUCAGAGUCAAGCUCAGGAAAAGACAACAGGGAAACGAGGACAUAGUGUCUCUGAAAUUCUCCGGGACGAGCCCUCUAGGUCCUUACCCACCUGCCCCAGGCGUCCUAACAGUCCUUUAUCCCAGACCAAUCCCUCAGUUUUUCCCCUCUGCCCUCGUGUCCUCUACCCAAUUCAGCCCCCCUCAGAAUCCAUUCAUAGCCAUCAAUAUGCAAAUUUGCCAUCCUGCAGCCCACCUGCAGCCAAAAGGCCAGCUCUAAGUAGUCCUGUCCCAUCUAGUUUGCACUUCAACUUUCAACACGGUCAAGGGCCUGCAAUCGCCAAACCUUACCAAGAGCCCUCUGUGCCUAAUCAUGUUCACCCUGGACUCAGACAGGCUCCGUAUCUGCUGCCUCACUACUCACUUGGCCUUAACAUUCUACCUCAUACAUAUCCACUCUACGAUGACCGAAUGAAGCCUCACUUAACUCUGUCGUCUCAUUUCCUGCCAUUUGACAGCUAUGCACACUUUCUCCAUCCUCUGACCAACAGACACAAGGACUUAACACUUGCACUAUCUAACAGCAAACAAGACCUCAUCUCAACUCUUUCACCAACUAGUGAGCACAAAGACAGCAAGGAACUGUUUUCCAAAAGGACAAACUACCUCAGGAUUCCCAACUUCACACCACCUGAUAACCUCAGAGAUUUGAGACACUCUCCACCCAGCAAUGUCCACACUGACGUCCCUGUACCUGCCACAUCUAGUGCCUCAUCCAUGGUCACCACACUGCGGGGGUCACUGCCCUCUGUUGCACCUGGAGGAUGCUCACCACCAGUUGGCGUGGCUGCCUCCUCAGACUACCUGCCCUCCAAACCCACCUCUGCCACUCACGCCAAAACUGAAGAUGCAAUAGAUCUCAGGAAGACAAAACAAGGAGAGCAGAGCAUUGGCUAUAAGACCCUGUCCUACCCUCUUACCAGGCAGAAUGGAAAGAUUCGCUAUGAGUGCAAUGUCUGUAGAAAGGUCUUUGGGCAGCUCUCUAACCUCAAGGUCCAUCUACGAGUACAUAGUGGUGAGCGGCCCUUCAGGUGUCAGACCUGCAACAAGAACUUCACUCAGCUGGCCCACUUGCAGAAACACUACCUGGUUCACACAGGAGAGAAGCCUCAUGAAUGCAAGGUCUGCCAUAAGCGAUUCAGUAGCACAAGUAACUUGAAGACCCACCAGCGGCUCCACUCCGGCGAGAGGCCUUACCAGUGUAAACAGUGUCCAGCUCGUUUUACUCAGUUCGUCCACCUGAAACUUCACAAACGCCUCCAUACCGGGGAAAGACCUCACCGCUGUCCACGCUGCCCUUGUGCUUAUCUCCACUACUGCAGCCUCCAGGUGCAUCUCCAAGGCUUCUGCCCUCUUUCCCCCUCAGCCUCCCACAGACACUCACCUGAGGAGCUGCACAGAGUCAACUCAGAGAUCGAGAGGUUUGACAUUAGCGAGGCAGCAGAGCGGCUCGAGGCCAUUGCUGCAGAGGCCGAGAUGGACAAGGGGAGUGUUAUUGACCUAAUAAAGAAGAUGGAAACACAUUCCUCUGGCCACCAGGGAGGUGCCAGAGAGAACACUGAGCUCAGUAUCUACAAGUCCUCAAAGGAGUGUUCUGUUGUUAAGCUGCUUCACAGUCCUCUACCUCUGCAUCCAGCCAACAUCAAGCUGGAGUCAGGCUGCAUAUCAGAGCCCUAAGACUGUCUUGCUAAUCCAGCCAUAUAAUCCUUACAGGUCAACUCAGCAGCUGUCAGUUCCUGCCCUAUUUGAAGUAAAGCCUUAUCUCAAUCGUGGAUUUCAUAGCCUAUACUCUACAGAGACUGUAGCGUGUGAAGAAUCAAGACAUUACCAGCAUGGUCUGGGACCAGUGACUUGAUUUAUUUAGUCUAUAGACCUUUUUAAUUUAUUGCAUUAUAUAUUAAUAUUAUUUUAAAAUUCACACAGUGUUUUGUGACUUUUUCUGUUGUGUGUGUUUUGCAUCUCUGAAAUGUUUUUAAUGGAACAACUCAACAUGACCUUAUGCAUAAAAGUUUGUCUUUAUUUGUAGUUGCACUGUGUGAGAGUGUGAGUUCCUGUUUGUGUGUGUCUGUAUCUCAAUUAAAGUGAAAUUUACUG
Molecule: messenger RNA, 2933 nt
Organism: Sphaeramia orbicularis (orbiculate cardinalfish)
Lineage: Eukaryota; Metazoa; Chordata; Actinopteri; Kurtiformes; Apogonidae
Gene: prdm1c
Product: PR domain containing 1c, with ZNF domain
Exons: 7
Coding region: 195-2516 (773 amino acids)
Biological process (GO): cell fate commitment; regulation of transcription by RNA polymerase II
Cellular component (GO): cytoplasm; nucleus
Molecular function (GO): protein binding; DNA-binding transcription repressor activity, RNA polymerase II-specific; RNA polymerase II cis-regulatory region sequence-specific DNA binding
Source: RefSeq, a predicted model, not a curated record